AUGGGGCCGCCAGGUAUUACUGGUACGCAGGGUGAAACUGCCAAACAUAUGUUUGAUAGGAUAGGGAAACAAGUGUACGAAACAGUGAAAAAUGAAGCUGAAAAUUAUAUUAGUGAAUUGGAAGGAAAGUUGUCACAAGCAACACUUUUGGGGGAAAGAGUUAGCAGCCUUAAAACAUGCCAACUUGUAGAGGAUUAUCGUAGUAAGGCUAAUGGUGAUGUUAAAAGGUAUCCGUGCGCUAAUAGAUCACCAGUUCGUUUUUCCGAUGAAAGUCGAAGUCAAUGUACAUAUAAUAGAAUAAAAGAUAAUGAAACCGAUGAUAAUGCAUGUGGCGCCUGCGCGCCGUAUCGACGUUUACAUUUAUGUGAUUAUAAUUUGGAAAAAAUGGGCAAAACGUCGACAACGAAGCAUGAUUUGUUGGCAGAAGUAUGUAUGGCAGCAAAAUACGAAGGGGACUCAAUAAAAACACAUUAUACAAUACAUAAACACACAAAUAAUGAUUCUGCUGCUGAAUUAUGUACUGAGUUGGCACGAAGUUUUGCAGAUAUUGGAGACAUUAUACGAGGAAAAGAUCUGUAUCUCGGUGAUAUAAAAAAAAAGCAAAAUGGAAAAAAAACAGAAAGAGAAAAAUUAGAAGAGAAUUUAAAAAGAAUUUUCGGGAAAAUACAUGAGGACGUGACGAAUGGGAAGAAGGAGGUGCUAAAAACACGCUACAAAGAUAUUAAUGAUCCAGAAUUUUUUAAAUUACGAGAAGAUUGGUGGACUGCGAAUCGCGCCACAGUAUGGAAAGCCAUCACAUGUCAUGCAGGAGAAAGUGAUAAAUAUUUUCGAAACACAUGCAAUGAUAGUGAACAUAGUGGAACUUUUUCUCAACCUAAUAAAUACUGCCGGUGUAACGGCGACAAACCAGGUGAAGACAAGGCAAAUGUCGAUCCCCCAACCUAUUUUGAUUAUGUGCCGCAGUAUCUUCGCUGGUUCGAGGAAUGGGCAGAAGAUUUUUGUAGAAUAAGGAAACAUAAAUUAAAAAAUGCUAAAGAACAAUGUCGUGAAAAAUAUAAAAGUGGUACGGAUCGAUAUUGUAGCCGUAAUGGCUACGAUUGCACACAAACUAUUAGAGGAAGAAACAUUCUUGUCUCCGAUUCGGAAUGUACUAACUGCUCUGUUGUAUGCACUCCUUUUGUAAAAUGGAUAGAGAACAAAAAACUGGAAUUUGAAAAACAAAAAGGAAAAUAUACAAAAGAAAUAGAAAAAGCAAACGGAACAUCAAACGGAACAACAAUAAGAACUCAAUAUGGAACAAUUAAUAAUAUGUAUAGAAAAGAUUUUUAUCAACAACUACAAAGUGGCUAUGGAGAUGUCAAUGCUUUUUUAGAAUUGUUAAAUAAAGAAACAACAUGCAAAGAUCACCCUAAAGUGGAAGAAAAAUCUGAUAUUGAUUUCAAUGAAGGUACUGAAAAAACAUUUUCUCAUACGGAAUAUUGCGAAACCUGUCCGUGGUGUGCUACCAAAAAAAAAGGAAUUGAUGGAAACUGGGAAGAACAAAAGUAUGAAGAAGGAUGCGAAAACUAUUUAAUGAAACCCAUUGAUGAAAGUAAAAGUACUGAUAUUGAUUUGCUUGUCAAGGAUACGUCAGGAACAACUAUGGUGGAGAAACUAGGAGGUUUGUGUAACGAUUCUUCUAAAAGAACUGUUCAAAUGGAAAAUUGGCAAUGUCAUUAUGAAAAAAAAAGUCAAUAUGAAGAUGGUUUUGAUAAGGAUUAUUGUGUACUAAAAGAUGACAAAAAAAAAAAACCAGAACAUAGGACAAUUAAAUCCUAUUAUACCUUAUUUCCAAAUUGGAUAAAUGAAAUGUUAAAAGAUUCGAUAGAUUGGAGUAAAGAACUUAAAACCUGUAUAAAUAAUGAAAAACCAACUAAUUGUAUACGUGAGUGUAAAAGUAAAUGCGAUUGUUUUAAAAAAUGGGUUGUACAAAAAGAACAAGAAUGGAAACAAUUAGAAGAACACUAUGAAAAAGAAAAUUUUAGUGGAGAUUUUGGUCCAAGAAUUAGUCCUUAUGUGACUCUUGAAGGGAAUUUACAAUACAGUUAUUUGGAAAUGAUUCGAAAGUAUUAUGCACAAGAAAAACCCGUACAAGAAAUUGAACAAAUAAUUGAAAAAAAUAAGAACAAUUUCGAAGUUAAAGAAGAUGAUAAUUCAAUAACCAAGUUCUUACAGCAAGAAAAAGGAAUUGCCACCAAAUGCAUAGAAAAACAGGAAGAAUGCAAGCAACAAAAAAAACAACAACGACAAAAACAACCCGCCGAUAAAGUUGUCUCCCGCUCCGGCGCCUCACCCGACACCGCCUCACCCGACACUAAGGCCACUGAGGAAAAGGAAGAAGAAGAAGAGGAAGAAGAAGAAGAGGACCUCGGCGAGGAGUCGGAGGAGCCGGAGGACCAAGCGGUGGUAGACCAGGAUGGGCAGGGGGAGACCACAGAAAAGAAGGUACCGGCGACCACAGAAGAGGGAUCACCAAAAGAAACAACAACACCAGAGAAGUCAGUAGACGUUUGCAAAACGGUGGCCGAACUAUUUAGUAACGUGGACAAUCUGAAAGAAGCCUGCACACAAAAAUAUGGCGGAAAUAACUCACGUUUAGGUUGGAAGUGCAUACCAACUAGUGGUGGUGAAAAAGCCACAGGUGGUAGUGGUGAAUCCACUGGUAGUGAUGCCACCACCGGUGGUAGUAUUUGUGUGCCACCGCGAAGACGACGAUUAUAUGUCACACCACUAACGAAGUGGGCAACUAACAUGGAGGCGACAGAAGCACAAGCGGGUGGUGACGAGGCCACGGAGGCGUCAGUACCACUAGGUGACGGCGUGUCGAAAAACCCCAAAGAGGCACUACUCAAAGCAUUUGUUGAGUCUGCAGCGGUAGAAACUUUUUUCUUGUGGCAUAGAUAUAAAAAAAUAAAAGACAAAGAGAAAAAAGAAAAAGAAGAACGAGAACGGGAAAAUGCAGGACUUGACCCCUUCGGCGGUAGCGUCGACGAUGAGGCAUCUACACCUGACCCUCAAACACAAUUACAAAGUGGUACCAUACCCCCCGAUUUUUUGCGACAGAUGUUUUAUACAUUAGGUGAUUAUAGAGAUAUAUGCAUAGGUGGUGACCGCGAUAUCGUGGGCGACACUAUUGUUAGUAACAAAGAGGGUGGUACCCCUACAAAAAUAUCGGAUAAAAUAAAAGAAAUUUUAGAAAAAGUUGACAAAAAACAACCUGAUAAACAAAAUAGUGGCACAACCCCUAAAACCUGGUGGGAAGAAAAUGGUCCUCAUAUCUGGAAUGCUAUGGUAUGUGCUUUAACAUAUAAAGAUAAUGGCGACAAAGGCAAACCACAAGUGGAUGACACUGUGCACUCACAACUUUGGGACACCACCAAGAACAAACCCAAAAACCGCCAAUACGAAUACGACCAAGUCAAACUCGACGAAAAUAGUGGUACCGGCCCCAAAAGCAACGACCCCAUCAACAACCCCACGUUAAAAGAGUUUAUUUCUCGCCCCCCCUACUUCCGAUACCUUGAAGAAUGGGGAGAAACAUUUUGUCGACAAAGGGCGCGGAUGUUGAAACAAGUGGAAAAAAAUUGCACACAACAUGGUAAAAAACAAUAUAGUGGGGAUGGGGAAUAUUGUGACAAGAUUCAUAAGGAUCCUACUACACUUCCGGAUUUAGGUUACAGUUGUCCCAAAUCUUGUAGUUCUUAUAGAAAAUGGAUAGAAAGAAAAAAAACACAAUAUGAGAAACAAGAAAAGGCAUAUAACAAUCAAAAAGCGAAUGUUCAAAAUAAUAAUGAUAAUGGAUUUUGUGGAACACUAGAAAGGGAGGCUGCAGCAUUUUUAAAUAGCUUAAAAAACGGACCAUGUAAAAAGGAGAAUGGAAAGGAUAAUGAUGAGUAUGAAAUAAAAUUUGAUGAUAAAGAGAAAACAUUUAAACACGCAAAAUAUUGUGAUCCAUGUCCUAAAUUUAAAGUUGAUUGUAAAAAUGGUAAAUGCGAUAAUGAUAAAGGAGGGGAUUGCAAUGGUAUAAAGACUAUUGAUGCAAAAAAUUUUGAAACAAUGGUAAAACCUACUGAAGAAAUUGUUAUGCGUGUGAGUGAUAAUAGUGGAAAUAAAUUUAAUGAUUUAAGCGAUUGUCAAAAUGCAGGUAUAUUUGAAGGCAUUAAAGAAAAUAAAUAUAAAUGUGGUAAUGUAUGUGGUUAUGUUGUAUGUAAAUCGGAAAAUGGCAAUGGGGAAAAAGUCAAUGGGAUAGAAAAUCAAAACAAAAUUAUAACAAUUAGAGGUUUGGUUGCACAUUGGGUACAAUAUUUUUUAGAAGAUUAUAAUAAAAUUAAACAUAAAAUUUCACAUUGUAUAAAUAAUGGUGAGGUAUCCAAAUGUAUAAAAGAUUGUGUGAAAAAAUGGGUAGAAGAAAAAGAGAAAGAAUGGAAAAAACUAAAAGAACAUUACCAAAAACAAUAUGGUUAUAAUAAUUCAGGGGAAUCUUACCCAGUGAGAAGUAUUUUGGAGCAAUUCCAAUCUGGAACUGAAUUUAAAAACGCUAUAAAACCUUGUGGAACAUUACAACAGUUCGAGAGUUUUUGUGGUCUUAAUGGCGAUGAGAGCUCAAAAAAGGAAAAUGGUAAUGAGGAUGCGGUACAAUGUUUGCUUAAAAAUCUUGGCAAUGAAGCUAAAAAGUGUGAAGAGAAACAACAAACUAGUGGCAUCCCCGAGGCACCGUGUGUUAACCACACCCCCCUUGAAGAUGACGAUGAGGAACCCUAUGAGGACUUACUCCUUCAAGAAACAGAAGAAAAACCAGAGGAGGCAAAAAAGAACAUGAUGCCGAAAAUUUGUAAAGAUGUGGUACAAGAAGCAGAAACAGUGGUAGAAAGCGGUUGUGUCCCAGCAAAAACACCGGAAGCACCAGCGGCAUCACCAGCACCAAAAGAACCACCAGCACCUAGUGAAGGCACAAAGGAACGUCCAUCUCCACCAGAAAAAAAAGCACCGUUACCAAAAGAAGAGAAAACCAAACCAAAACGAUCACUAACCCCAACAGACGACCCAUGGGAACCCCUGAAAAAUGCCAUGUUAUCUUCGACGAUCAUGUGGAGUAUUGGCAUUGGUUUUGCUACAUUCACUUAUUUUUAUCUAAAGAAAAAAACUAAACGCCUUGUGGACCUUUUCAGUGUUAUUAAUAUCCCCAAAAGUGAUUAUGAUAUACCGACAAAACUUUCACCCAAUAGAUAUAUACCUUAUACUAGUGGUAAAUACAGAGGCAAACGGUACAUUUACCUUGAAGGAGAUAGUGGAACAGAUAGUGGUUACACCGAUCAUUAUAGUGAUAUAACUUCCUCUUCCGAAAGUGAAUAUGAAGAAUUGGAUAUUAAUGAUAUAUAUGUACCAGGUAGUCCUAAAUAUAAAACGUUGAUAGAAGUGGUACUAGAACCUAGUGGUAACAACACAACAGCUAGUGGUAAAAACACACCUAGUGAUACACAAAAUGAUAUACAAAGUGAUGAUAUACCUAGUAGUAAAAUUACAGAUAAUGAGUGGAAUACAUUGAAAGAUGAUUUUAUAUAUAAUAUGUUACAAAAUGAACCAAAUGAUAUACCAAAUGAUUAUACAAGUGGAGAUAUUCCUUUAAACACACAACCGAAUACUUUAUAUAUUGAUAAACCUGAUGAGAAACCUUUUAUUACUUCUAUUCAUGAUAGAAAUUUAUAUACUGGAGAAGAAUAUAGUUAUAAUGUUAAUAUGGUUAAUAGUAUGGAUGAUAUUCCAAUUAAUCGUGAUAAUAAUGUUUAUAGUGGUAUAGAUUUAAUUAAUGACACGUUAAGUGGUAACCAUAAUGUUGAUAUUUAUGAUGAAGUUUUGAAAAGAAAAGAAAAUGAAUUAUUUGGAAUAAAUCAUAAAAAACAUACAACAAUUAACCGUUUCGCCAAACCUGCACGUGACGACCCCCUACACAACCAACUAAAUUUGUUUCAUACAUGGUUAGAUAGACAUAGAGAUAUGUGUGAACAAUGGAAUAAUAAAGAGGAAGUAUUAGAUAAAUUAAAAGAAGAGUGGGAAAAUGAGACACAUAGUGGUAACACUCACCCUAGUGAUAGUAACAAAACGUUGAAUACUGAUGUUUCUAUACAGAUAGAUAUGAAUAAUCCCAAAACUACAAAUGAGUUUACAUAUGUGGAUAGUAACCCCAACCAAGUGGAUGACACCUACGUGGAUAGUAACCCUGACAAUUCUUCCAUGGAUACUAUCUUGGAGGAUCUGGACAAACCAUUUAAUGAACCCUACUAUUAUGAUAUGUAUGACGAUGAUAUUUAUUAUGAUGUAAAUGAUGAUAAUGAUAUAUCAACUGUGGAUACUAAUGCUAUGGAUGUUCCUAGUAAAGUACAAAUUGAAAUGGAUGUAAAUACCAAAUUAGUGAAAGAGAAAUAUCCUAUAUCGGAUGUGUGGGAUAUAUAA
Messenger RNA from Plasmodium falciparum 3D7, 6489 nucleotides. Its product is annotated as erythrocyte membrane protein 1, PfEMP1. Gene Ontology annotation, cellular component: membrane. NCBI's taxonomy places the organism in Eukaryota, Apicomplexa, Aconoidasida, Haemosporida, Plasmodiidae. Gene Ontology annotation, molecular function: host cell surface receptor binding. The coding region runs from base 1 to 6489 and encodes 2162 amino acids. The record is from RefSeq and is a predicted model, not a curated record. The transcript has 2 exons. Gene Ontology annotation, biological process: adhesion of symbiont to host cell.